This is a messenger RNA of Eucalyptus grandis, 715 nucleotides long. RefSeq lists its product as uncharacterized. Bases 110 to 613 code for a protein of 167 amino acids. The transcript is spliced from 3 exons. The record is from RefSeq and is a predicted model, not a curated record. NCBI's taxonomy places the organism in Eukaryota, Viridiplantae, Streptophyta, Magnoliopsida, Myrtales, Myrtaceae.
GUACGAUGAGCUCUCUACUUGCGAGAAUGAUUUCUCCCGUGCAAGCUCAGGGAGACUGAGCACCGACAGCAGUUUCCUUUCCUUCUAUGAAGAUCUGGGAUUGGGACGGAUGAGCAGUUCCUCGGCGAGCUUAUGUUUUGAAGAUGAUGAAACGUCCAUGCGGUCGAGCGCAUUCAGUUUCGCUUCAGCGCAUGAGCCAGCGACGCAAGAUGGUGGAGGGUCAAUGUCAUGGUCAUCACGUUCUGCUGAAGCAGUGGAAGAAGAAAUCUUAAGGACAAACUUGGAGCUCAAGAGGACAAUAGACCUGUACCAUGCAGCCUGCAAGGAAACAAUCCGAGCGAAGCAGACGGUGAGGGAUUGCCACAUCUACCAGAACGAAUUGGAGAAGAAGCUGCUGGAAGUACGUUUGUCGGAGCAAGCCACAUUGGCAGCGAUGGAGAAGGAGAGAGGGAAAUGCAUGGCGGCGGCGAAGGCUUGGCGACCGUCGGAUGAGGAGGCACUGAAGAGGUUGGAUGCCGAGAAGAAGCCACGCAAGGAGGUCGAGUAUCAGAGCUUGGUCCACGUGAUGGUGGCUUUGAUAUUCCUCUAUGUUUAUUUCAUCUAUCUAAAAUGACUCAUGUCAAAAGGGCUGGUUGAGUUUGUCAUAUUAGGAGGACAUGAAUGUUGUUGAACAAACGUUGGGCUCAGACGGUCGUUCAUAAGACAAUAUUAAGCA